This is a messenger RNA of Chenopodium quinoa (quinoa), 1515 nucleotides long. RefSeq names its product peptidyl-tRNA hydrolase 2, mitochondrial-like. The record is from RefSeq and is a predicted model, not a curated record. The transcript is spliced from 8 exons. Gene Ontology annotation, cellular component: mitochondrion; cytosol. NCBI's taxonomy places the organism in Eukaryota, Viridiplantae, Streptophyta, Magnoliopsida, Caryophyllales, Amaranthaceae. Gene Ontology annotation, molecular function: peptidyl-tRNA hydrolase activity. The coding region runs from base 495 to 1043 and encodes 182 amino acids.
UUACUUAUAUUAAUAAGAGGAUACAUUGUACAUGAGUACAUAACUGAUAAUAUCACUUGAACAAUAAUUUUUUCAAACUUGUUCAACUCCAAACACUGCUAAUGUACAACACACUUGCCCCCCUUUCUCUUAACAUGCGACUAAAAUAUUGAAUAUAAAUAAAAAAAAAAUAAAAAAAAAAAUUCGGAUCCAAGCCGAUACGGGUAAGCGGGCAAGUCAAAAAUCUUGAAAUGGUUUUUGGGUUUGCAGUCUCUCUAAAACCACCAUUAUUCUCUGCAGCAGUAAAAACCCCUUUAUCUCUCCUAAAACCACCAUUUUCUCUCUCUCCUCAUCUUCAGCUGCCCACAAACAUUCAGGGCAGCAUGCUGAUGAUCAUUUGAUCUUGCAAUUCUUCUUCAUUCUUUCGAUUGAAUUUGAUGAUGACGAUAUUUUUUUAGGUUAUUAUUGACUGGUUAUAAGAUUUAAGGUGCUGCUGGGAGUAUUGUUUCGGCCUCAUGAUGAUGGCUCUGACAUGGCUAAGUGCAAUUCUAGUCGGAGCAGGGUGUCUUGCAUUGGGAUACUACUUUGGUGCGCGUCAUCCUGCUCGUUUAUUUGAUUCUUCUACUGCACCUAAAGCUAGCGUUACCAAAAGUGGAGGCAAGAAAAAUCGUGCUCAAGAGUCCCUUGAGAUUGAGAAGCUUGCUGACGUUCUUGAAGAUUUUAAAAUGGUAUUGGUUGUGAGGAAUGACUUGAAGAUGGGUAAAGGAAAGAUUGCUGCCCAGUGCAGUCAUGCAACAUUGGGUCUCUACAAAAAGCUUCUUAAUCGAGCCCCAAAAGCAUUAAACAGGUGGGAGAUGUGUGGGCAGGUUAAAGUAGUUGUCAAGAUUGAAAGCGAGGAAGACUUGCUUAACUUACAGGGAAGGGCGAAGUCAAUUCAUAUACCUACACAUAUUGUAAUAGAUGCUGGAAGAACUCAAAUAGCUCCAAAUUCGCGAACAGUCAUGGCUGUUCUUGGACCGGCCGACAUGGUUGAUGAUGUGACUGGAGGAUUGAAGCUUCUGUAAUUGGUUGCUUUACUGAAGUUGGUUGCCAUUUAGGCCUAGCGACAAGGACAUGCCUUAUAUUCUGAUAUCUGAAAACAGAGACCUCAAAAUCUCAAAUAGCAGGAGCGGCAAUUGAACCACGCUGAAAGUACUGCCACUGAGUUAUUACUGAAUGGGGGCCGAUUUCUUUUCAUUUCAAUCAUUUUAAUGGAUGAAUACUAGGUUGAUCCUUUUGUUGGCUUCUUAAUAUGGCAAUAGUGAUUUUAUCUGGAUAAGAUGUUUCUUCUACCUUCGCAUUUUUUUUCUUCUACUAAUAGAUUGCUGAUGUUGCGGAGAAUCAUCAUGUUGCGGACAAUGUAUUUUAUCAUUUCAUGUAUUGCUUUGAUUAUUGUCGCUGUAUCGGUUUUACUUGGGAAGGUGAUCCUUUAUAGUGAGGAUUUUGAAUAUCAAUAGUUAGAGGAAGAAUGGCCAUAUGCCCAUAUUUGAGAGUUUU